Bipolaris maydis ATCC 48331 is the source of this 1272-nucleotide messenger RNA. NCBI's taxonomy places the organism in Eukaryota, Fungi, Ascomycota, Dothideomycetes, Pleosporales, Pleosporaceae. The record is from RefSeq and is a predicted model, not a curated record.
AUGGAAAUUCCGCGCAGCCUAGAGCGGCCAUGGACACCGCCAGAGAUCGAAGACCGCCCAUAUGCUCGCACUCGCCCAAGCCGUCUCAACCUAUAUGGAGAUUCACCCUCGCAGUAUUCUAGAAAAGAGCAGCGUUGGCCAAACGAUGCCGACCGUGUGCACGAACAACCCUCAUGGACCACCGAAACCUAUAGUCCAAGAACCCCGUUCACAACAUCACGGCCGAAACUCAGUUCCCGUCUUACCGAGCCGCUUCCGUAUACACCCAAAAAACAGUACCAUUUCGACGAGCCAUAUUCACAGCCAAGGGGCGUGCCACGCUACCCCUACACGCCUGAUAGCUCCCAAACAUUGCGUCGGCACACUGUUAUCCCUGCUUCUCCUCCACCAUGGGACGACUAUUCGGAUCCCGCUUUAUCGCCCGUUCAGGAUGCCUUGUCCGCCUGUAUUGCGCAGUUUGAGGAUUUGAUCCAGUCGCAGCAGCCAGAUGAAGAUCAGAUGGAAUAUAUUGUAGGGCAAUUUGAGGCCAUGGCCAUGCGUCUUUCGGCUCCAGAAUCGUACGAGAAAGAAUCAGGUACACAGUACCCUUCACAUUUCGACCAGGGAGCUGGUAUCAUGCACGCGGACGACGGCAAAGAUGAUCUUGCCGAAGCGAAAAGGCUGUACCACCAGUCAUAUGUUGCGGAAGUAGGAAACUAUGUCAACAGCGUACAAAAAUACGUCGACGAACUGCGGAAGCGCCUAGAUGAAGUCAAGACGCUAAACAGCAUCCAGCUAGACGUCAUCAACGAUUUGCGUAAACAGAUGAAGACCGUCCGUCAAAACAUGCGCGAGGGGCUCGAAAGAAAAAAACCUGGUGGCGGUGGUAAAAGUAGUGCCAAGGACAUGGGCCGCAAAGAUGAGUCCACACCCAGAAAAUUCGGCAUGAUGGACAGCUGGCAGACCCUCGUCAACGACGACGACGAUGAAAACAACCAAGACGUAUCCCAGGAUAUCCACAACGAAUACACCAAACUCGUCCGCAGCGCUGUAUACAACCUCACCGCAGAAGACAAUAACGAUCGCAAUGAUGAUGAUGCUGCUGCUUACCACACCCCUCGUCCUCCCCCUCCUGCUGCUGCUGCUGCCCGUCCUGUUAUCCGCCAGACCAAACGCCGUCUAAUUACCAUUGUACGCUCUCCCCCGAGACGCAGCUUCUGGGCUUCGAUUGGCGAGGCGCUAGAUGCAAUGUCCGAGUUGUUGCUUGAAGAAUGAAUUGAUUGAUUGAUUGAU